Cannabis sativa is the source of this 1705-nucleotide messenger RNA. RefSeq names its product serine/threonine-protein kinase RIPK. NCBI's taxonomy places the organism in Eukaryota, Viridiplantae, Streptophyta, Magnoliopsida, Rosales, Cannabaceae. Gene Ontology annotation, molecular function: ATP binding; protein kinase activity. Gene Ontology annotation, biological process: protein phosphorylation. The transcript has 5 exons. Bases 216 to 1529 code for a protein of 437 amino acids. The record is from RefSeq and is a predicted model, not a curated record.
UGUUAUGAUUUGAAUGAGGUCUAAUCUAAGCCUUCAAAUAUAAGUAAUUAAAUAUAAGCCACAUAUCUCAACCAUUUCACCAUCUCUUCAUCUAGGGUUUUUAUUAUUUUUUUUAUAUUCUUCUAUUUAUUUUUCUUUAAAUGUGACACAAAAAUUUGAAGAGUAAGAAUUUUUGUAUAGAGAGAAUUAGAAGAAAAAACAACAACAAGAAGAAGAUGGCAUGGAAUUGCAUAAUCCCUAGUUGUUCAAAGGGUAAAUACAACAAUAAGGCAGAAUCUAAUACAAGAGAGGUUUCGAAGAAAUCUUCUUUCCAAAGGCUAUCUUUUUCAGAUUUAAGUGAUCCAAACUCGCCUAUGUUGGCUGAUGAUUUAUCGAAUUCUCUCAUUAGCUCAAAUCUUCAUGUUUUUUCAUUGGCUGAGUUGAGAGACAUAACUAAUAAUUUUUCGUGGAGCAAUUUGCUCGGGGAAGGUGGUUUUGGACCUGUCUACAAAGGUUUUUUCGGCGAAAAGUUUAAGCAUGGUUUGGAGCCUCAAUCUGUUGCUGUUAAACUACUAGACUUGGAUGGAUUGCAAGGAUAUAGAGAAUGGCUGGCUGAAAUUAUCUUUCUUGGGCAACUAAGGCAUCAAAAUCUUGUUAAAUUGAUUGGAUAUUGUUGUGAAGAAGAACAUAGGCUUCUUGUGUAUGAUUACAUGCCAAGAAAAAGCUUAGAAGAUCAACUCUUCAGAAGGUACUCUACUACUAUGCCAUGGUCAACUAGAAUGAAAAUAGCUCAUGGAGCAGCCAAAGGCCUAGCUUUUCUUCAUGAAACAGAUCAACCUGUCAUCUUUAGAGAUUUCAAAACUUCAAACAUUUUAUUAGAUUCUGACUAUACAGCAAAACUUUCAGAUUUUGGAUUAGCAAAAGAUGGGCCAGAAGGAGAAGAUACACAUGUUAGUACUACACAUAUAGUAGGCACUAAAGGAUAUGCUGCUCCUGAAUACAUCAUGACUGGUCAUUUGACUACAAAGAGUGAUGUAUAUGGGUAUGGAGUAGUUCUAUUAGAACUUUUAACAGGCAAAAGGUCAAUAGAUAGGAAUAGGCCCAAUAGAGAACAGAACUUAGUAGAUUGGGCCAGGCCUUUUCUAAAAGACCCAAGAAAGCUUUACAAGAUUAUGGACCCAAAACUUGAAGGCCAGUUUUCAGCCAAGGGGGCCCAAAGGACCUGUGCAUUGGCCUACAAGUGUUUGAGUCGCAGGCCCAAUUUCCGGCCCAGUAUGACUGAUGUUGUAGCUACAUUGGAACCUCUUUUAGGGUUAGAUGAUUGGUUUUAUGUGCCAUUUGUGUACAUUGCACCACCUGAUCAAGAUGAGAAAGUGAUUGAAAGUAAAGGCGAAGAGAAGGACGACGAUGAUGACGGUGGUUGUGGUGGCGGCGGCCGCAGUGGUUGGCGGGAUCGGAUUAUAUCGACUACCAUGUCAUUUGGGAAUUACUUGGAUGUUUCCUUAUACAAAAAUAGAUUAGUUGCUUCAAAUAAUUGUGUAGAUUAUUAGUAGUGGAAAAAAAGAAAGGUUAAAGAAAAAAAAAUGAAAAUUUUAAGUUUAAUCCUUUUUUUUUUUUUGAGUUGAAAUUUGCCAACUUGUUAUAGAAGUUAGGUUAUAAACUAUUGAUUUAAUUAGUCAAACUAAUUAAAGAUCAAUUAUAUUUAUUAUUGUUUGAUAAGGUUUAA